AUGUCGUAUACAGAGCCAGAAUUCCGGCAAGCAUGCCUUCAAUGGGUCAGCCAGCUCGCCAGCAAAGAGAUAGCGACCAUCGAGUCCCUUGCAGACGCACACAUACUAAUAGACGCCGUGACGCAGUCGGACCCUGACUACUUUAGCGCAGCGUCGCUGGUCCUGCCCGGACGGCCAAACGAGCCCAACCUGGACGCACUGGCACAGCUGGCGCGGCUCUUGUUGCGGUACUUUGAGCAGGCGCUGAACAAGCAGCUGGCGCGCGACUACAUCCCCAGCGUGGCCAGCCUCGCCAGCCCGCCGUUCGACGACCUCUGGCGGCUGCUGACGUUGGCGGUGGCAGUGACAUUGCUGGGCGAGCACAAUAAUGCCGAGCAGCAGUUUGAUAGCCUGGAUGCAGGCACAAAGCAAGUUUUGCAGGACGGGAUUGAGGGGAUGUGGGAGGACGCGGAGGACAUUGCGCAGGGCGUGAUGGGCGGCAGCAGCAUCGUGAGCCAUGUGGUGGCGAGCCCGGCAGACAGCAUACAGCGGGUUUCGCCAAGGCUCGAGUCGUCGAAUGCUGCGUCGGUGGACAGCUUUGCCAGUGUGCGCACGUCACCGCAGCAGUUCGAGUCGGCAUAUUCGUCGUUUCCGAACCAGCAGACAUUGCUGCAUGGCGAUGAGCGGCUCAUUGACACGGAUGAGGUGCUGCGGUACUCGGCACCGUCAAUACAGCAGUCGGCAGCGGUUAUUGACCCGGUUCUCGAAGGAACGGCGUCGAUAGAGAGCAUGCGGUCGUCGGAUCUGCUGUCGAGGUUCGGCCAAUUGACAGGCUUUGAUAUUGGUGGGAGCGCAUUGCAGGUGCUUGAGAGCGACAGCGAGGUGUCGUCAGAUUCCGAAGAGGAGAAUGGUGAUGAAGAGGCCAGCGAGACAGAAUCGUACGUGUCAGAGUUCAGCCAGGACCUGGCCACGUACCAGCCGGGCGAUGGCAUCCUGGGGUAUGGAAAGCCCUCGCCGCACGCAGUCACAAAGUACAUCUUCGUUCUCAACACAGUGGCGUACCACGCCGUCGGCAUAUACCUUCUGCUAUCGACACAGACGCCGUCGUCGAAAUCCCCGUAUUUUAAAGACUACCGGGACAUGGCCGACGCUGUCCUGCAGGUGAUUGCGGUGUCGCUGGCAUCGGUGAUUGCAAGCAUUGCGUGGAUCCAGGCCCUGCGGCACCAGACGCGCAAGGCGGUGUGGAUGACGACGCUGGCGGUCCCGCUGGUCGGGCUAAGCAUGGCGGUGUGGGCCGGAUCGCAGGUGCUGGCGUUUCCCGGCGUCGAGGGGAUGCUCGGGUACAAGAUCCGCACGGGGAUUGUCUCAGCAGUGUCGCUGAUUCUGGCGGUGCGGUUUGCGCUGUACGUGCGGCAGCAGCGGCAGGACAUCGAGCGCAGCGUGGCAGUGGUCAAGCUGGCCAGCGACGUGUUGGCAGAGACGCGCGAGCUGUUUGGCUUUGCGGUUCUGCUGCUGGCAAUGUACGGCGUGUUUGCGAUUGCGUCUGGGAUUUAUGCGUCGCGGCUGCCGCUUGUGCAGAGCCUGAUGGGGUCGGCGGGCAAGCCCGGGGCGUAUGGGCUGCCGGCAUACCUGGCGGUGUCGUUUGCGUGGACGUCGGCGGUGGCCCUGCAGGUGCUGCGGACGGUUGUGUCGAUUGUGGUAAGCCAGUGGUACUUCCACAGGCACGAUCCGGGAGAGCCGCCGGCGCUACAGACGCUGCAGGCGGCGGCGGUCUCGGCGCUGACGCGGCAGCUGGGCACAGUGGUGGUCAGCGCGACGCUGCUGCUGGCCGUGAAGACCAUGCAUGUGGCCGAGCUGCUGGUGCGGUGGGCAGUCAGUCUUUUGCGCGUCAUCCCCGUGUCGCUGGUGUCGCUGGCGCUGGGCCGGCCCGUGUACUUUAUCGAGAGCUGGAACAGCUACUCGGCGGUGUAUGCGGCACUGACCGGCAAGGGGUUCUUUGAGUCGUCGAGUGCGGUGACAAGGCUGCUGCGCAAGCACCAUCUGCUGCAUUCGUCGGUGGUUGGGAUGCUGAAGUCGUCGCUGACCAGCUAUGCGCUGCUGGUGUCGGUGGUGCUCGGGUACUUGCUGGGCACCAAGGCUAUGCAGAUGCUGUCCAUGCACGCGGUGCUGGUCGCUGUUGCUGGCAGCGCGCUGCCGUUUGCGGUUCUGCAGCUGGUCACCCAUGUGGUGUCGUGCACUGUCGAGGCCCUGGUCGUCUGCUAUGCGGUCGAUCUGGAGGUGGAUGCAUGCCACUCCAUCAAGGUGGCCGAGGCCAUGUCCCUAGCAUAG
Linderina pennispora is the source of this 2307-nucleotide messenger RNA. RefSeq lists its product as uncharacterized. The record is from RefSeq and is a predicted model, not a curated record. The coding region runs from base 1 to 2307 and encodes 768 amino acids. The transcript has 2 exons. NCBI's taxonomy places the organism in Eukaryota, Fungi, Kickxellomycota, Kickxellomycetes, Kickxellales, Kickxellaceae. Gene Ontology annotation, molecular function: transmembrane transporter activity. Gene Ontology annotation, biological process: transmembrane transport. Gene Ontology annotation, cellular component: plasma membrane.